GAGGCAGCCCUGGCCGAGGUGUGGCUUGCAGCUCUGCAGCUGUCCCAGGUCGCCUUCAGCAGGGUGUUGGCGGAGCUGGAUGAUGCCACCGCAAACCUCACCUUCUGGGAGGGCAGGGUCAAGCAGGAGCAUCACUUCUGGUUCAUCUGGCUGCAGCAGGGUCCCGGCGCGUUCUUGCAUCGCAGCGCCCAACUCCUCCGGCUGAAGGAGGUGCAAGCCGGCGGGCUGAGCUCGGCAGAGCUCAUGGAGAAGAGGGUGCUCGUCUUCCGCCUGCUCCGGGACUCCCUCUGCCGCUCCCUGGCUUGCAUCCAGUCUGCCGCAGAGCUGCUGCUCCUGACUUCCCACGUGCGGCAGGAACCCGGCGGCAACGGCGAGGAGCGGAGCCUGUUCCAGGCCGCCGACGCGGCUGUCGAGCGCUGCAUGACAGACAUCAGCAAGGCACUCAGCGAUCUGACCGUCGACAUGGCGAGCAUUCUGGGGGCCGACGCCGCCGCCGCCGCCGAGGUGGCAGAUCCGGCGGCGCGCCGGGACCAUGUGUUGCACGCCGCGCUUUCCAAGGCGGCGCGCGACGCCAUCGCGGCCUCUGCCGCGCUUUCCUCCUCCGAGCGUCUGGUGCACGUUCCGCGCUGGGCCCGCAUGCCCAGCGAGCUGCAGCGCCACUGGGUCAAGUACGGUGUCGUGUGGGCGCUCGCCGGCGCGGGGGCCCUGUUUGUGGUCAGGCACUCCCCGCUGGCCGGCAGCAGCGACCUACAGCGCUGGUGGAGCGCGGGGGUGGGGGCCACGCGCGCGGCGCUGGACGCCCACCUGCUGGCGCCGCUGCAGGCGGUGCGGGACGAGCUGUUCACCACCUUCCGCAGCCGGCCCAGCAUCGUCAGCCUCGCCGAGUACGAGGCGGACCGCGACUCGCUGGCGCGCAUGCUGGGCGAUUUUGAGCGGGAUCGGGGGCUGCUGGAAGGGCGGAAUGUGGAGGAUGGCGACGCUCGCUUGAUGCCAGCCCCCAGAGGCGGCGGGCCCCCUCCCAAAGGGAUGGACACGAUGAUGCGGCGGUACGAGCAUGAGCUGAAGAAGCCCAUCCGGAACCUGGUGGCGGGCGACCUGGCGCGCUGCCUCCUGAUCCAGGCGAGCAAGGAUUGGGGAGGGCGGGUCCAGAAGCUGAAGGUGGACUCCGAGUCGGCCAUGCUGGAGAUCGACCAGAUCCUCAAGUCCAACGAGCUGUCCAUCGCCCUCGUCGCCGCGGUGCCCGCGUUCCUGAUUGCGGGCGGCCUCCUGUACUGGACUAGCAGGCUCAUCACCCCCGCCCCCCCCGACCCCAAGACCGAGGCCGUGCCUGCGCGCCUGGCGCUGGUGGAGGCGGAGCGCAGCCUGGCGGUGCUGGCCACUCCCGAGCCGGGGCGCGACCUGGCGCAGGCCGCCGGCCUCUACGCCUUCCAGCUGGCGGCGGCGUACGAGGAGGCGCGCUCGCUGUUUGCGCGGCACAGGGGCCUGUUUGGGGGCCAGGCCUCCUCCGAGUGGCCGGCGCUGCAGGCGGAGCUCAAGGAGCUGGGUGCGCCGGGGCCGGUGGCUCGCAAGCUGGGCGGCCUGCAGCGCAUCAUGCGCGCCUACUCCAUCUACCAGCAGUUCUGA
This is a messenger RNA of Auxenochlorella protothecoides, 1623 nucleotides long. Its product is annotated as Nuclear control of ATPase protein 2. The annotation marks the transcript as partial. Lineage: Eukaryota; Viridiplantae; Chlorophyta; Trebouxiophyceae; Chlorellales; Chlorellaceae. The record is from RefSeq and is a predicted model, not a curated record. Gene Ontology annotation, cellular component: mitochondrial outer membrane. The transcript has 10 exons.